Molecule: messenger RNA, 5899 nt
Organism: Megalops cyprinoides (Indo-Pacific tarpon)
Lineage: Eukaryota; Metazoa; Chordata; Actinopteri; Elopiformes; Megalopidae
Gene: ttyh3b
Product: tweety family member 3b
Exons: 14
Coding region: 1331-2905 (524 amino acids)
Cellular component (GO): plasma membrane
Molecular function (GO): volume-sensitive chloride channel activity; intracellularly calcium-gated chloride channel activity
Source: RefSeq, a predicted model, not a curated record
AGCUCGAAGGGGGGACUGUAGCUAUCUACUGUGAGCUGUGGAUGUGAAGCAACGGCGUUCUUCUUGUUCGUUUCAUUAUCUGCUUGGAUCGCGGCGAUAUCUGCACAGCCUCUCUGAUGUAAGGAAAGGGAAAGCAUUCGUGGACUUUGAAAUCCAGAAGACUUCAUCAUAUGAAAAAUAGCCACCCGAACGCUGUCGGAAAACAGAAAUCUAACAAGGAACCAGUGUGCAAAAAACAGAGAGCGUUGCUCUUCAGAUAUCAAAGGACAAGGAAUGGUUGGAUUAACAGGGGAAAUCCAAAACGGCAGGACUAAGAUUUAAAAAUACAGUUGUUUAAAUAUCUUUAUGAUUUCAGAUGGAAAGGGUAGCUAUGGUGUACGUGUCUGUGUUGUUUAGCUAGCUUGCUAAUUAGCUAGCUAACUCCCAAUCUCUGAAACGGCAGCUAGUGACUAGCUAAUCUGAGAUUCUGUAACAGUAACAGGAUACAUUUCUAACAAAUUGUUAAUGGUCACUGGCAAGUGGAGCAAAUUGUCAGAUCGCAGUUCAGUUAGCAAACAACGUAACAUUGUCUCUGUUCCUCUUGAUACUAACAACAGCAUGCUAGUUAAUUAGAGAUUUGCAGUGGUGUUAUUAGCUAUCAUAAUAUGAUCAUGUAAACAUUAGAAACGGUAACAGUCUGAUAGCGCUCUUCCUCGUUAACUGCUGGACUUUGGUUUGCAAAGGACAAUGUUGUGGAUGGGGCAGGAAAGGGAGAUAUUUGCGGUAUUAAACACUCAAGUCCUCUGACUGUGUAGUUUGGGAUGCAUAGUGGUGAAAGAAAAUUAAUCCAUAACGUGAUGAGAGAAGGGAAACCAAAGAUAGUACCUAGAUAGCGUUGUUUUCUUGUCAUCCAGCUAGACUAGUUGCAUGAUUCUUUGAUCAAAUCUUGAACUUGAAUCAGUCCCAACAGAUGUAAACAUUUCUGACUAUCAGGGUAUUGCUGUUCCACUGCCAAAAUUCAGGACUAGCCCAUGAUCAGCAGUAAUUUUGCUUGACACAACGAAAGGAACAACUGGAAAAAUAGUGUAGGUGAGGACCGAUCAUACUACAUACAAAGGAGAUCUGUCGGGGAAAAAAAACUGAAGGACAUCAGUAUUACAUUGUAACAGGAGUUUCCAGAUUCUACAAGAUACUGAGUUUUACCUGGUCAGUUAGUAACUGCUGGCAAACUGUCUGAUAAAAGUGGAAUAUUUGGACUUUGGAACUCCCUACAUGUAAAUUGAAAUCUCGCGCAAGUUCAGUGUCAACCCGUUCAGAAGACAUUGGAUAUUCUUCCGACCUCAAGCAAGCCAUGGCAGCUGUAGUAAACUACUCACCUCCAUGGUGGGUGAACCUACUACAUCGACUCCCUCACUUCAAUCUUCAGUUCCAACAAAUAAGCAAUGACUUUCGCCCAGAGGACUCGGAAUACCAGAAGUCCAUCCUGCUGCUGGGAGGCGUGGCACUCGCCUGCCUGGCCCUGGACCUCCUCUUCCUGCUCUUCUACUCCUUCUGGCUCUGCUGCCGUCGCAGGAAGAACGACGACCAGCCCAACGCCGACUGCUGCUGCACGGCCUGGUGCGUCAUCAUUGCCACGCUCGUUUGCAGUGCUGGCAUUGCUGUUGGUUUCUAUGGGAACGGUGAGACUUGUGAUGGGGUCAACCGGCUCACAUACUCUCUCCGGCACGCCAACCGCACAGUGGCAGGAGUGGAGAAGCUGGUGUUGGACAGCACCACUUCAUUGAACCAGACAGUAGAGGACGGCCUGCUACAGCUGGAGAGUCAGUACACCAAGCACACAGACUACGUGUCCAUCGUACAGAAGCUACAGGGCCAGCUUGAUGAACUGGUUCGCCAAAUGGUAGAAAUCCCCUUCUGGGGCAACAGUGACAUAUCUAUGGAAGACCUGGCUGCGAAGACGGAGCUUUUCGACUGGUACAGGUGGCUGGCAUACUUGGGCCUCCUGUUGUUCGAUGUCCUCAUCUGCCUGCUGGUGCUGUUUGGCCUUAUUCGCAACUCAAAGGGAACGCUCAUUGGCGUCUGCUUGCUGGGCGUGUUGACGCUCGCUGUCAGCUGGGGAUCCCUGGGCCUGGAGCUGGCUUUUGCUGCAACCUCCAGUGACUUCUGUGUGGCUCCUGACAUGUACAUCACCAAGGUGACGGAGGAGAACGCCAUCAUGAAUGCAGAUAUUCUGCAGUACUAUCUGAAGUGCAGCAUGGGACAAGCAAACCCAUUUCAGCAGAAGCUGUCAGGCAGUCACAAAGCACUGGUGGAGAUGCAGGACGACGUGGCGGAACUACUGCGCUCAGCAACUCGAGAGUAUCCUCAGACCAAGGGGAAUCUGGAGCAGAUCCAAGGGGUGCUGAACACCACAGAGAUUGGCCUGCACCAGCUCACAGCCCUGGUGGACUGCCGCAGCCUGCACAUGGACUACGUUCAAGCCGUGACAGGCCUGUGCUACGACGGUGUGGAAGGCCUCAUCUACCUGGUCCUGUUCUCCUUCGUCACAGCGCUCAUGUUCAGCUCCAUUGUGUGCAGUGUGCCCCACACCUGGCAGAGCAAGAGGAAUGAGGAGGAUGGAGAGGAGGAGUCCAUGGCUCAUGGCAACCGGCAGACUCACGAUAACCUGUACCGCGUUCACAUGCCUAGUCUGUACAGUUGUGGAAGCAGCUAUGGUAGUGAGGCCAGCAUCCCCGCGGCCGCACACACCGUCAGCAAUGCACCCGUCACAGAGUACAUGAGCCAGAAUGCAAACUUUCAGAACCCCCGGUGUGAGAACACCCCACUGAUUGGCAGGGAGUCCCCUCCACCCUCUUACACCUCGAGCAUGAGGGCCAAAUACCUUGCCACCAACCGGCCCGAGCCCAACAACUCAGCUGUACAAUAAAGGCCGUUGGCUCAUACUCACCUCCAGAGACCAGUAUGGAACCCUCCAGAGUCCGGGAUCUCUCUUCAAAUGCACCCUCUGUCUCCACUCACCCCAACCGCCAAUCAUAGACAUGCUCAUCCGACAAAUCAGAGCUUCUGCCGUUCUCUGUGCUUUAAACCAAAACUCUCAGCAAAUGCAAGUCUUUAAAAUGUUUUAAUCAUAGCCAUGUCCUUCACUUCAAAAAAGAAGAAAAAGAUGAAAGAUGCUUUUAUUAUGCAUUGUAAAUAUUGUAAUUCCCUGCUCCUGAAACCCGCUGUGGUGCUCUGAAAGAAAGGGAAUCCAGAAGACUUGCUGUAUUGCAAGGUUCAGUUUUCUCCACCAGAGGGCAACCACAUGGUUACCUAGAAGACUCCUUGGAAAACAUGUUUCUACUCUUGCAUUCUGGCUCCAAAAGUCUGAUGACUAACAAGAUGCUAGGAAGAACAUGUGGAAAAAGGGGACAAUGACCUCUGCUGGAUUUUUAAUUUUUUUUAUGAGUUUCACAUACCCUCUUUAUGUUUACUCCAGACAACCACUUUAACAUUUUGUUUUUUUUUUUUUGCUUUGUUUUUUGUAAGAACCAUACCACUAUGUUUACCACUACCAGCUAUUGCAGUGAUUUCACUCGGUUUUAUAUGGCCUGGAAAUGUAUGACUUUAAUGUAUACAGGGAAGAUCCACAUAUUUGACUGUCUGUCUUAUCAUUUCCUUUGCAAGGUGCAGAAUAUGACUAUCUUUGAAGACACUCAGUUGUGUAGAUUCAGACACAAAGUGACAUUGCCGUUUAGCAGUGACCUGGAAUUCAGCACUGCUAAAGCUGGAAUGCUGAGGUCUAUAAAACCCACUGUUGUUUUCAAGUUUAUAGAAGAGAUAAUACACACGUGGCAAUGUGCUUUGUGUCUUUUCAUGAAUGAAUUCUUUCCUGAUAUUCUGACAGAGGUGAGGAAACCGAAUGUCUUGAAACACUGUAAAUUCUGGUCAAGGCUGGAAGUCUUCUUGCAUUUACCUUGUUGUCCAAACAUACACACAUCAGAGAUGCCAUGUAGUCAUUUUGAGCCUAAGCUAGCUCUGUAGUGGCAGUAUUGAAAUGACUGUUGUUAUGGAAAUGUCAUAAUGUGUUUUUCAUCACUCCAGCAGUACAUCACACAGGAUUCUAUCUACUCACUCAAAUGCCAAUAUGAAGGAACAGUAUUCAGCACUUGGUGUUGUGUCCUUUCAAGGCGACUUGAACCAUGGUUCCAGCAGGAUUAAGAGGUUUUGUUUAUAAUUUACAGCAUCUCUGCCAGAGAGUUGACUCAAACAAAGCAUUCCUUUGUCUUGGCGACACUGCCACUCAACCGAUGGAUGAAAACAAUGUUGUGUUUUUUUUUUUUUUGUCCACGUCUUUCAAAUCACCUUUGACAUGCUGCCACAUUGGCAUGAUGUUCCCUUUACCAUUUGUUUCAUAUUUGAUUCAGCAGGGUAGCCUGUAACACCUGGGACCAGUGGCCUGUUGCAUUCAUGUUGUGUCUCUCUGGCUGAGUCUCUCCGUGGGGUUUUGCCAUCGAAGUUUACUGCCGCUAUGUCAGAGAAAAUGUUGUGAUAAUGUGUUAUUUGACUACACUUGAAUUGUGAGCACUUGUGUGCAUGUUUAAAUGUGAACUGGACACAGAAUGCUGUGGAUCCUGCCCCUUGGGUAAGGUUCCAAUCACCAUUUUGAGCUGGAUGAGGAAGGCACACUGACCAGUGCCAAAUACAGUAACAGGAGAGUGGAAGGAGUCAUCUGACUUUCUCCUCUUACUGCUCAAGUUGAGAAAGGGAGGCAGUUCAAAUGGAAUUUACAAAAGAGAAAAAAAUUGUUGUAUAUUCUUUUGAAAAUCCACAAGGAAUUGAUGCAUUGGUGCUCCUUAUGUGAUAAUGUGACUAACAGAACUAACCACAGUAGUUGUCGAUUUUUGCUUAUGUUUUUUGCCAUAAAAUUUUUUUGUUAAAAAAAAAAAAAAAAAAUCCCCUGUAAAGCACAAGCAUUUUUGUUCCGACAGCCUUUGGACUGGUUCUAAAUCGGAACUACAUCAUGGAGAAAAAGAAAAAAAGAAGAAAAAAGCACACUUGCAACAAGGAGUGUGCCGUGUGGAACUGCUCAGCAUCAGUUCUCACAUAUCAAAGUUUCUUUCAACCUGUAAGAUAUCUUUGCUGUGAAGUUCUUCAGUCUACCAGUUUUCUAGUGCUAGUGGUAGUCUUCCUGUGCGUACAGUACAGUUGUUGGUGUGUUUGCUUGCCAGUGGAAAUGGGCUCAGUCUUCUGGUUUCCUGGCAGCUCCCCAGCACCUUUGCUCCUAGCACAGAUUCUGCUGGGCCCCCGCACACUCGCUCACUCACUCACCCUCUCACUUCUCUCCCAGUCUUCUGCUCUGUACAAUGAUGACGCACACAGAGGUGCCGUAGCGGCAUUUCUAUCUUGCAUAAAAAUGCAGGAGAGUAUGAUUUCAUUCCACCUGACUGCAUAUGUCUGAGGAACAAAGGUCUGUGGUGUGUGGCAUUUGGAGUGAAAUAUUCCCUCUGCUGUCACAUAUUAUUACACAUACAAGGAACAGCAGCUCUGAUCUCACACAAGCAGAAUAGGAUUGUUUUCUCUGUGCUAAAUGCACUGAGACCUCUUGAUUUAAUGUGAUUAGUUUUAAAUUUGAAGUGGAAAUUUGAAUGCAAAGUGGAAUCAACCCUCGAGAAGUUAAAUAAAGGGAAAUUCUCUCGAGGCUGGGGUUGGUGGGUCUUAGCAUUAAAUCAUCUUUUGUUAUCUUUAAGCAAAGUGUUUUUACAUUGCAUAAAGGACAUUUCAGCAAACUGGGCCAGUCACCAACAAUACAGCUCCACUCUAGUCUUUCCUUUACCUCUCUGUUAAAUACCACUGGUUGUUUUGUUCUCAUUCACUUUUGCCUUUUUAAAAAUGAUCAUUACUGGGAGGCCUGAACAACCAAAAGACCUAUGUGAGAAUUGAG